GCUGUAUGGCGGUGUGAUUUACGGCGGUGUCGUUAGUCGUUUUAUCCGGCUAAGAUGCGACCAGACUGAACAUGGCUCAUCUGACCCAGAACCCGGCCGACAAAGAGAGGUUCAUCUGCCUCUAUCCGAUCUACAUCAACAGUAAAAAAACUCUGGCUGAAGGACGGAGGAUCCCAUCAGAGAAGGCAGUGGAGAACCCGUCAUGCGCUGAGAUCAGAGACGUGCUGACAGCCGCCGGGAUGAACGUCUACGUGGAGAACAAAAUGCACCCCAGAGAAUGGAACAGAGACGUCCAGUUCAGAGGGCGAGUCAGAGUUCAGGUGAAGCAGGAAGACGGAAGCUUCUGUCUGGACAAGUUCACCUCCCGUAAGGAGGUGAUGUUCUAUGUAGCGGAGAUGAUCCCAAAACUGAAGACCAGGACCCAGAAGAGUGGAGGAGGAGACACCAGCUCUCAGCAGGGAGAAGGAGGGAAGAAGAGCAAGAAGAAGAAGAAAUAGAGGAAAAUAAAUUAAUGUUUAAAAAAUAUAUAUAAUUCAUUUUAAAUAUGAGAGCUGAUAGUUUGUUCUCUUUAUGAAAUCUGUUUUCUUUUCAGUUAUUUGUUUCAUUGAAGGUCUUUAAGUUUAUUUAGUUUCAAUAAAAGUUAUUAAAGAAACUCGUCAGGAGCUUUUUAGUCACGGGUUAGGAUGGAGCUUCAGACCAGGACCUGAACCAGCUGGUUUCAACUGGACCCGAUUGUGAAGCUCAGGAGCAACUAACCGGAUGUUUGAAGUCCGACAGACUCGUUAAAUCGUCACUGGUGGAAAUAUUUAUAUAUUAUUCUUGAGAAUAAAAAAACACUUAAGAAAAAUAUCGUAAAUCUUUUUUUGUGUUUCUCUCCUUGAAUCAAAUGCAGUACAAUUUAAUCUGGAUGUCAAAGCUCAAUCAUAUGAAUGUAAAUAAAUUCCUCCAGAAGUUCUAUUUA
This is a messenger RNA of Pseudoliparis swirei, 961 nucleotides long. It is a transcript of the gene srp19, whose product is annotated as signal recognition particle 19. Gene Ontology annotation, cellular component: signal recognition particle, endoplasmic reticulum targeting. Bases 72 to 497 code for a protein of 141 amino acids. Gene Ontology annotation, biological process: SRP-dependent cotranslational protein targeting to membrane, signal sequence recognition; SRP-dependent cotranslational protein targeting to membrane. Gene Ontology annotation, molecular function: 7S RNA binding. The record is from RefSeq and is a predicted model, not a curated record. NCBI's taxonomy places the organism in Eukaryota, Metazoa, Chordata, Actinopteri, Perciformes, Liparidae. The transcript is spliced from 5 exons.